This is a messenger RNA of Ceratotherium simum simum (southern white rhinoceros), 1757 nucleotides long. RefSeq names its product ARF GTPase activating protein 3 (gene ARFGAP3). Gene Ontology annotation, biological process: COPI coating of Golgi vesicle. The record is from RefSeq and is a predicted model, not a curated record. Gene Ontology annotation, molecular function: GTPase activator activity. Lineage: Eukaryota; Metazoa; Chordata; Mammalia; Perissodactyla; Rhinocerotidae.
GCCCCUCGGCCGUCGUCAAUCUCCCGGAGGCGGCAACCGCUGCGGCUCGGCCCUUCCCGGUUGGCCGGGCCAGCUGCGCCUCGGUUUUCUGGCGACCAUGGGGGACCCCAGCAAGCAGGACAUCCUAACCAUCUUCAAGCGCCUCCGCUCGGUGCCCACCAACAAGGUGUGUUUUGAUUGUGGUGCCAAAAAUCCCAGCUGGGCGAGCAUAACCUAUGGGGUGUUCCUUUGCAUCGAUUGCUCAGGGUCACACCGGUCACUGGGUGUUCAUUUGAGUUUUAUUCGAUCUACAGAGUUGGACUCUAACUGGUCAUGGUUUCAGUUGCGGUGCAUGCAAGUUGGCGGAAAUGCUAGUGCAUCUUCCUUUUUCCAUCAACAUGGGUGUGCCACCAAUGACACCAAUGCCAAGUACAACAGUCGGGCUGCCCAGCUCUACAGGGAGAGGAUCAGGUCUCUCGCCUCCCAAGCCACGCGCAAGCACGGCACGGAUCUGUGGCUUGACAGCUGUGUGGUCCCACCUUCAUCCCCUCCACCAAAGGAGGAGGACUUCUUUGCUUCUCAUGCUCCUCCUGAGGUGAGUGGCUCGGGGUGGGCAUCAGCACAACCAGAAUCAUCUUCUUUAACACCAAGGAACAUGGAAACCACUCCAGCAAAUAAUGAAGGUGGAGCAGAACAAGGACCAAGUGUGGAUGGUCUUAAUGUACCAACAAAGGCUGCUUUAGAGGUUUCCUCUAUCAUAAAAAAGAAACCUAAUCAAGCUAAAAAAGGACUUGGGGCCAAAAAAGGAAGUUUGGGAGCCCAAAAACUGUCAAAUGCAUGUUUUAAUGAAAUUGAAAAACAAGCCCAAGCUGUAGAUAAAAUGAAGGAACAGGAAGACCUUCUGGCCAAGGCGGCACCUAAGGAAGAAUCAAUUGUUUCAUCAUUACGAUUAGCCUAUAAGGAUCUUGAAAUUCAAAUGAAGAAAGACGAGAAGAUAAACAUGAGUGGCAAAAAAAAGAUCGAGUCAGAGAGACUGGGCAUGGGAUUUGGAAGUAGCAGAAGUGGUAUUUCACAUUCGGUAACUUCAGAUAUGCAGACCAUUGAACAAGAAAUACCAGUCCUAGCAAAACCAAGAAAAAAGUAUAAUGAUGACAAUGAUGAUUCCUAUUUUACUUCCAGCUCAAGGUGCUUUGACGAGCCGAUGGAGUUGAAGAGCAGUUCUUUCUCUGGCUGGGAUGACAAUUCAGGUUCCUAUUGGAAAAAAGAGACCAUCCAAGAUACUGACACAAUUCUGAAAACCACAGGCUAUUCAGACAGACCUACUGCUCGCCGCAAGCCAGACUAUGAGCCGGUUGAAAAUACAGAUGAGGCCCAGAAGAAGUUUGGCAACGUCAAAGCCAUUUCAUCAGAUAUGUACUUUGGAAGACAAGCCCAAGCUGAUUAUGAAGCCAGGGCACGACUGGACAGGCUCUCCGCCAGUUCCUCCAUAAGUUCCGCUGAUCUGUUCGAUGAGCAGAGGAAGCAGACAGCAGGAAACUACAACCUCGCCAGCGUGCUGCCCGCCGCGCCUGACAUGGCCCAGCUGAAGCAGGGCGUGCGGUCCGUCGCUGGAAAACUCUCCGUCUUUGCCAACGGAGUCAUGACCUCCAUUCAGGAUCGCUAUGGUUCUUAACGCUGACGUCGUGAGCUGUUUCCUGGAGAAGUUCCUCUGCAAACGCACCACCAGUGGCCGCAUCACAGACUGCGGUGAAGACCAGCCAGCUCUGCAGAUGGUUUUG